GCAUUAGACGUGAAUAUGUGUCACAUUCCAACCCGAGGCGUGUUCAGUGUCACGCUUUGCCUGACCACAGCGUGAGGAGCAGACUCUUUCUUCCGCUCAUCUUGAAUGGAGGAAUAGCACCAACAGGGGGCGAGACGUUCUCCCAGCAUUUGGUGAAAUUGUUACGUAGCCUAUUAAUCUUUAUUAUCUGAAUGGGAAAUGCAAUAUUUUACGACAGAUACACCAUUAAACGUGUUUCUAAUAACAUUUCUAGCGAGAAAUAUACUUUUCCCUUGCAUAAUCUUCAGUCAGUGAAUGUGUAUGAUCUUUAUUAAUCUUGAUUAUCUGAAUGGGAAAUUAUAUUAGGACCGAUUCACCAUUAAACGUGUUUCUAAUAACAUUUCUGGCAAGAAAUAUAGGUAGGCCUACUUUUUACUUGUGACACUGAACACGCCUUGCGAGGUGGACAAACGUAGAUCUAUUUCACGCUUUGGCGUGAUACCGGGUUGCACAUUCACACGUAAAGAGGUAUAACUUCGCCCAACAAAAAGGACAGAUGAGUAAAACAUGUUUAUAUGUUGACUCAACAGGGAUAAUAUUAGUUGUUGUUAUGGAUGAUAGGCCUAUACCAUGAUUUUUGAGAAAAGUUGAUCCAGGGGAGAAUAAAUAUUUGAAAGCAAAUACAGGAUUACUGCACUAUAUUCCAUAUGAAUUGUCACUUGGUGCCUGAAUGUUUUUUCCUUUGCAUCAAUAAAGCAGCCCAGCCAAUAAAGACAUUUCAACCAUAAAGUGAAGCAGAAAAGGCACAAUUGAAAGAUAAAAAUUCCGUAUCGAUGUUACUUGAAGCAACUCACACAUCAAAAGAUGACAUGCAUAAGACAAGUUAAGAUUAAUCAAAUGUUAAACCAUUUUACUGCUACAAUUGCAAUAAUAAAUAGUAAUCUCGGUUAUUAAGCAGGUCGUAGGCUAGGCCUAUAAUAACUAAAUAAACCGACAACAAGUAGGGUUAGGGCUAUCAAUUAUUGCGCAAUUUUAAAAGGCAAAAUAGGCUUAGUUCUGCUUUGGUUUAUCGUCUCUGCAACAUCUCAAGAAGGGGGCUUUGCCAGCCAACCGUGACUCACACCGUCCAGUCGCUUAUGGGAGCGGAGAAAGAGAAAAGCAUAAUCCAGUGACCCAAUACCAGCGUAAACAAUCACCACAGCCGGCAAAAAUGGUAGAGUGGACAGAAUUUGAGCGCGAUACAAUCAAGGACAUCUUCUCUAAAAUCGACUAUGACGUGGUGGGUCCCGCCGCCCUCACAAGGUGCCUGGUUGUGUACCCGUGGACUCGGAGGUACUUUGGAAACUUCGGGGCCCUCUACAACGCCGAGGCAAUCAUGGGCAACGAGAUGGUGGCAAACCACGGGAAAAAAGUGCUCCACGGACUGGACCGAGCCGUGAAGAACAUGGAUCACAUCAAGGAGAGCUAUUGCGAGCUCAGUCAGCUGCACUCCGAUCAGUUUCACGUGGACCCUGACAACUUCAGACUGCUUGCUGACUGCCUUGCAAUCGCCAUUGCCACCCAGUGGGGCAGUGCAUUCACCCCGGACAUCCAGGCCGCGUUCCAGAAGUUCUUGUCCGUUGUCGUCUUCUCUUUGGGAAGCCAGUACCACUAGUAGCGCUCCAUGGACAGUAGGACUACCGUGAACAACAACAUCAACAACAAAUGCACUGUUUGUUCAAUUCAGAGGACCGGGGAACUUUCCUCUGUCAAAACCAAUAAAAAAACAUCACCGUAUGUUUUUCACUCUGUA
Molecule: messenger RNA, 1771 nt
Organism: Gadus morhua (Atlantic cod)
Lineage: Eukaryota; Metazoa; Chordata; Actinopteri; Gadiformes; Gadidae
Product: hemoglobin subunit beta
Exons: 3
Coding region: 1190-1633 (147 amino acids)
Biological process (GO): hydrogen peroxide catabolic process; oxygen transport
Cellular component (GO): haptoglobin-hemoglobin complex; hemoglobin complex; blood microparticle
Molecular function (GO): haptoglobin binding; organic acid binding; oxygen carrier activity
Source: RefSeq, a predicted model, not a curated record